AUUCAGAGGGGGUCGCAGGCUUUCCCAGACCGGAGGAGGGGAGGUCUCCUGACCGCCAGGGACUCCAGGGCCCUAGGGGAUGUAGCUUAGGUGAUGACCUUCCCUCCUGCGUGGUUGGUCUGACCUCCUUGGGCCAGGGCGAGGACUGGGGCCCUCCGCACACGCCUGCCCGCGCCUUGCAUUUCAAACGCGGAAGGGGCCAAGGACGCCAGCGAGGGCUGGGGAUUGGCUCGCCCAGCCCCACCCCUCGGCGGCCGGGAGUCCGAGCGUCCACGCGGGGCUCCGGUUCUCGCCGCACCGCCUGCAGCCGCGGAGAGGCCCCGGGCCAGGCGCGGCGACAUGUUGGCCGUGCACUUUGACCAGCCUGGCGGCGCAGAAAACCUCUACCUGAAGGAAGUGGAGAAGCCGAGCCCGGGCGACGGGGAAGUCCUGCUGAAGGUGGCGGCCAGCGCCCUGAACCGGGCCGACAUUCUCCAGAGGCAGGGUGGCUACCCCCCACCCCCAGGAGCCAGCAGCAUUUUGGGACUCGAGGCAUCUGGACAUGUGGCAGAGCUGGGGCCUGGCUGCCGGGGGAAUUGGAAGAUUGGCGACUCGGCUAUGGCUCUGCUGUCUGGAGGGGGCCAGGCUCAGUAUGUCACUGUCCCGGAAGAGUUCCUCAUGCCCAUCCCAGAAGGACUGACCUUGCUCCAGGCUGCAGCCAUUCCUGAGGCCUGGCUCACGGCCUUCCAGCUGUUACACCUCGUGGGUGAGGAGGUUCCCCCACGCUCACCCCGCACAGUGUGGCUCAAGCCCUCCGUGAGGAAUGUUCAGGCUGGAGACACGGUGCUGAUCCAUGCAGGAUCCAGUGGUGUGGGUACAGCUGCCAUCCAACUUGCUCGGAUGGCGGGGGCCAUCCCUCUGGUCACAGCUGGCUCCCAGCAAAAGCUUCAGAUGGCAGAAAAGCUUGGAGCAGCUGCCGGCUUCAAUUACAAAGAGGAGGAUUUUUCUGAAGCAGCCCUGAAAUUCACCCAAGGUGCUGGAGUAAACCUUAUUCUAGACUGCAUAGGCGGCCCCUACUGGGAGAAGAAUGUCCACUGCCUGGCUGUUGAUGGGCGCUGGAUUCUCUAUGGCCUGAUGGGAGGAGCCGACAUCAAUGGGCCACUGUUUUCAAAGCUACUUUCUAAACGAGGAAGUCUGAUCGCUAGUCUGCUGAGGUCCAGGAACAAAAAGUACAAGCAGAUGCUGGUGAGAGCUUUCACGGAGCAAGCUCUGCCCCACUUCUCCACGGAGGGCCCCCAGCGUCUACUGCCGGUUCUGGACAGAGUCUACCCCGCGACUGAAAUCCAGGAGGCCCAUAAGUACAUGGAAGCUAACAAGAACGUGGGCAAAAUCGUCCUGGAGCUGCCACACUGAGCAGGACGCGGCCACCCCGGGCCUUCCCAGAGCAAACUGAGAAAAUUCGGUUUGCAGUUGAGACUGGAUCCGAGGCCGGCGCCGUGGCUCUCUGGGUUAGUCCUCCGCCUGCGCCGCCGGCAUCCCAUAUGGGCGCCGGGUUCUAGUCCCGGUUGCUCCUCUUCCAGUCCAGCUCUCUGCUGUGGCCAGGGAGUGCAGUGGAGGAUGGCCCAAGUGCUUGGGCCCUGCACCCGCGUGGGAGACCAGGAGGAGCACCUGGCUCCUGGCUUCGGAUCGGCGCAGCACCAACCUUAGUGGCCAUUUGGGGGGUGAACCAACGGAAGGAAGACCUUUUUCUCUGUCUCUC
This is a messenger RNA of Lepus europaeus (European hare), 1738 nucleotides long. RefSeq names its product tumor protein p53 inducible protein 3 (gene TP53I3). The record is from RefSeq and is a predicted model, not a curated record. The transcript has 6 exons. The coding region runs from base 340 to 1392 and encodes 350 amino acids. Gene Ontology annotation, molecular function: quinone binding; NADPH binding; quinone reductase (NADPH) activity. NCBI's taxonomy places the organism in Eukaryota, Metazoa, Chordata, Mammalia, Lagomorpha, Leporidae.